AUGAAUUCAGCUAAGCCGGUUGACGAUAGCUUCACUAAGUUAUUACCGAAGGUUGAGCUCCAUGCCCAUCUCAGCGGAAGUAUCAGCCGUCAAUGUCUGCAUGAGAUAUGGAAGAACAAGAAAAUCAAAGAUCCAAACUUUCAAGUCGAGGAUCCACUCGUGCUGAUGCCCCCAGGCAAAGUCGACUACACCCUGCAGACCUUCUUCCAAGUAUUCUCCAAACUCAUCUACCAACUAUGUAAUGACCUCGAAAGUCUGGCCUAUGCCACCACCUCCGUUCUCCAAGACUUUCACAACGACGGAGUCCGUUACCUAGAACUCCGCACAAUUCCCCGCCCAUCCCCAAAAGUCACCAGAGAGGAAUAUCUAACCACAGUCCUCAACACAAUAGCAGCUUUCAAAUCCCACACCGAUAUGUCUAUCUUCCUCAUCCUGGCUCUCGACCGCGGGAACACAUCCGCCGCUGAAGCAGAGGAAAUCAUCGACCUAGCCAUAUCCAAUAAGUCGCGCGGGGUUGUCGGUGUCGACCUCUGCGGGAACCCGACGCAGGGUGAUGUCAGUAUCUACCGUGACGCGUUUGCGCGAGCAAAGGCGCAUGGCUUGGGCCUUACGCUGCACUUUGCCGAGACAGCGGCCGUGGGCUUGCGGGAUGAGUUGGCGGUGUUGCUUGCGUUUCGGCCUGAUCGGCUAGGUCAUGUUAUUCAUGUGCCUGAUGAGGUUAAGGCAGAGAUUGUGAAGAGGGGGCUUGGGUUGGAGUUAUGCAUGUCUUGUAAUGUGCAUGCGAAGAUGAUUGAGGGGGGCUUUGUGGAUCAUCAUUUUGGAUCUUGGAGGGCUGAGGAUUGCCCAAUUGCUUUGUGUACGGACGAUGUGGGCUUCUUUUGUAGCUCCGUGUCAAAUGAGUAUCUGCUUGCUGCCCAGCACUUCGGUCUCGAUCGUGCUGAGCUGAUAAGAAUGUGUGAGAAGUCGUUUGAUAUGGUAUUUGGUGGAGAACAGGAGAAACAGAGAUUACGCGGAAUCCUUGGUGAGUUUGCAGGCUCUAUGGGAAUAACGGGUCAAGAGAUCCAAAGACAUUAG
Penicillium odoratum is the source of this 1074-nucleotide messenger RNA. RefSeq names its product putative adenosine deaminase. Gene Ontology annotation, molecular function: adenosine deaminase activity. The coding region runs from base 1 to 1074 and encodes 357 amino acids. The record is from RefSeq and is a predicted model, not a curated record. Gene Ontology annotation, biological process: adenosine catabolic process; inosine biosynthetic process. Lineage: Eukaryota; Fungi; Ascomycota; Eurotiomycetes; Eurotiales; Aspergillaceae. The transcript has 4 exons.